GGAGCAGUAGAGGAGCGGAAUGGAGGAGGACAAGCAGAACCCGGAGCACCGGAGCAACAAGGUCCGGAGAAGACAAGCAGCAGGCUCGUCCUCUGAUAGCAGCGAUGUUGAGAAACAGAGAGGAAGAGAUGGGGUCAAGCAUCACAGCUGUCAGCACUGUGACAAAUCCUUCUCAUCAUCUGGAAACUUAAAGGUUCACGAAAGAAUUCACACCGGAGAAAAACCAUACAGCUGUGAUCAGUGUGGGAAAACUUUCACUCGGUCAGAUAAACUAAGAGUCCACCGACGUGUCCACACCGGAGAAAAACCGUACCGCUGUGAACAAUGUGGGAAAAGUUUUUCUCAUAGUGACAACCUUAAAGUCCACCAGCGCAUUCACACGGGAGAGAAACCAUACAGCUGUGACCAGUGUGAGAAAACUUUCAUCACUAAAAGUAACCUAGAAAUCCACAGUCGCUCUCACACUGGAGAGAAACCUUAUGAGUGUGGCCAGUGUGGGAAAGCUUUCAUUUUUCCAAGAAGUCUAGAAAAACACCAACGUGUUCACUCUGGAGAGAAACCAUACAGGUGUGAACAAUGUGGCAAAAGUUUUUCCCACAGCGGCAACCUUACAGUCCAUCAGCGUAUUCACACCGGAGAGAAACCAUACAGCUGUGACCAGUGUGAGAAAAUGUUCAUCACGCAGGGUAACCUGGAAAAUCACCGCCAUGUUCACUCCGGAGAGAAACCGUUUGAGUGUGACCAAUGUGGGAAAAGCUUCUCUCGGGUCAAUUGCCUCAAAGUGCACCAACGUGUGCACAGUGGAGAGAAACCAUACAGCUGUGAGCAGUGUGAAAAAACCUUCGCUCACAGUGGGAACCUUAAAGUUCAUCAACGGACUCACAGUGGAGAGAAAUCAUACUGGUGUGACCAAUGUGGGAAAAUGUUUAAUAGGUCAGAUUCUCUUAAAGCUCACCAACGUGUCCACACUGGAGAGAGACCAUACUGCUGUGACCAAUGUGGGAAAGCUUUUUCUCAUGGCAGCCACCUUAAAGUCCAUCAGCGCAUUCACGCUGGUAAAAAACCUCACCGCUGCCAGCAGUGUGACAAAGCUUUCACGUCAGCAAACCACCUGAAGAACCAUCAGCGUGUCCACACAAGAGAGAGACCCUUCCACUGUGACCUCUGUGGGAAAGCUUUUACUUCAUUAAGCAGCUUAAAAACUCACCAACGAAUCCACACAGGAGAGAAACCAUACCACUGCCAACAGUGUGGGAAGUCUUUCACUCAGUUGGGUACGUUCAAACGCCACCACCAGCGGCGACACUCAGGGGAGAAACCGUACAGCUGUAAAUACUGCGAGAAGAGCUUCAGUGAUUCCUUUUCCUGUCAGCAACACCAACGCGUGCACAUGGGUGACAAACCUUUCCAGUGUCAACUCUGCUCCAAAACUUUUGUCGCACGGUACAGUCUGACGCAACACCAGCGGCUCCACACAGGAGAGAAAUUCUACCCCUGUGAGCUGUGUGGGCGGAGAUUCAAUUUUUACACCUCAUACACUGUCCACCAGCGUAUCCACACCGGGGAGAGACCCUACCACUGUCGCUUCUGUGACAAAACUUUCACGUCAUUGCCCAACCAAGUCUCACAUGAGCGCACCCAUACAGGAGAGAAACCGUACAGCUGUGACCAGUGUGGGAAGAGUUUUAGACACAAAUCCUCCUGCGUGCUGCACAAGCGCGUCCACACUGGAGAGAAACCAUACAGCUGUCAGCACUGUAGUAAAACCUUCAAAUCGUCAGCCAACCUGUCCAGACAUGUGCGGACUCACACAGGAGAGAAACCGUACUGGUGUGACAGCUGUAAGAAACACUUCAACUUCCCCAGUCAGCUGAAGACACACCGCUGCAUCUGA
Molecule: messenger RNA, 1894 nt
Organism: Epinephelus fuscoguttatus (brown-marbled grouper)
Lineage: Eukaryota; Metazoa; Chordata; Actinopteri; Perciformes; Serranidae
Product: zinc finger protein 345-like
Exons: 4
Coding region: 20-1894 (624 amino acids)
Biological process (GO): regulation of transcription by RNA polymerase II
Cellular component (GO): nucleus
Molecular function (GO): DNA-binding transcription factor activity, RNA polymerase II-specific; RNA polymerase II cis-regulatory region sequence-specific DNA binding
Source: RefSeq, a predicted model, not a curated record